CCACUUUAAUAGGAUAGGUAGGCAUUAGAGGUAAGACAUUCCCGACAUUCAGGUUCUGCCAAAUCCAGUAUGCCAAAUCCACUGUGUGGCACACUGGACGGUACACAGUGGUCGGUGGAGAUAACUGGACUUUUUUCAGCACUUUCUGGGGAAUUGAAUAAGACAAAGCACAGCAUCGUCCCUCGUCGCCUCGUCGCUCUCCUUCCCCUAUUCCCUCGGUGAGACCCGGAGCCCCCUCGCUGCAACCAUGGUGGUGAUGAAGAUGAAGUUCCCCUUUGCGAAAAGGGUGAAGCUGGCCCAGGGACUGUGGCUCCUCUCCUGGAGUGCCACAGUGGCCGGGGCCAUGACCUUCACCCUGGGGUGCCUGCUUAAGACGGAGCUCCGCAGACGAGCAGAGGUAAUGGAUAAUGGAGACAUUCAUGUUGUGCCCAACACCCUGAUGAUAGUUGGUCUGGCCUCCUUGGGGAUCAACUACUUUGCUUCAAAGAUCUGUCAAGAUGCCCUGGACGCCGGGCGAUUCCCUCGCUGGAAGAACUUCUUGAAGCCCUACUUCGCCAUCUCCUGUUUCUUCACUGUCCUCAUGCUGCUAGCCGUCAUCAUGAGCUACGCAAUGAAGGGCAGCCUGGAGUCUUCCCUGAAGGGCGGCCUGAAGAACGGCAUCCGCUUCUACAAGGACACAGACACCCCGGGCCGCUGCUUCCAGAAGCAGAACAUCGAUCGGCUGCAGAUGGAGUUUCAGUGUUGUGGAAACAGUGACUUCAAGGACUGGUUCGAGGUCCAGUGGAUCAGCAACCGCUACCUGGAUUUCAGUUCUAAGGAAGUGAAAGACCGCAUCAAGAGCAACGUGGAUGGCCGUUACUUGGUAGACGGUGUCCCGUUCAGUUGCUGCAACCCCAGCUCUCCGCGGCCGUGCAUCCAGUAUCAGCUCACCAACGACUCGGCUCACUACAACUAUGAAUACCAGACAGAGGAGCUGAACAUCUACCUCCGAGGCUGCAGAGAGGCCCUGGUCAACUACUAUAUGGGUCUGAUGAACACCAUUGGGGCUGGAGUGCUGUCAGUCUUUAUCUUACAGGCUUCUGUGCUGGUGAGCUUGCGGUUCCUGCAGACCGCCAUGGAGGCAGUGGCGGGGAAGGAAAACACCGAGAUUGAGACAGAAGGCUACCUGCUGGAGAAAAGCGUGAAAGACACCUUCAUGGAGUUCAUGAACCCCGUGCUGAAGUUCUUCCUGUUCACAAACCAGGUGGAAGAGGGCACUACUGCAGCAGAAGGGACCCCCGCGGCCACGGCCUGAACCACACAUGACGCACACACACAUGUAAAUAAUUUUUACACAGAGAGGGCGAUCAACGAUUUAGGUCUAGUAUUUUUUAUUAUCAGAUGAUCAUCACUGGUAAACAUUUACUAUCUCACUAUACUUGCCCAUUCAUAUUUCACACACUGUAUUAUACCAGAGAAGACCCGCCCACAGAAGUUAGUGUAAACCCAUGAUUUCUUCUGCUCCUAAAAAUGGAUAAAUCACUGAGCACAUUCUCUAUCUUUUAUUAUUUCUUAUUUUUAUAAUAAUAAACCCUUUUAUUGUUACAUUUGUUUCACAAAUACAAAAAUCCCUUCACUGUUUUAAUCGUCAUAUGCAUUGCUAAUUUCACUACUGCAAUGCUUUUCUAUGUAUAUUCAAUUAAAAUAGAAUGAACAAAAAGAAGGAUGUAAAGCUGAAUUGUAGAGAGACUUGAGGCACAAUUCUCUGCGGUGCAACAGGAUAAUGACAUAUAAUGAUAGGUUAUUUUUUAAGUUUGAAGAUACCAAUUAGCUGAUGCAGUGGAGUAACUUAUUUCAACUCUUUUCUAUUGUCAAUAAAAUGCAUGCAUAUGAUAUUCCAUAUGUCACUCUCCAUAACCAGGGCUCUAAGGUGCAACUUUCUCACUGCCUGAAUAGGAUUAAGAGGAUUGAUGUAUCAGUGUCGAUAAUGCGAUGAAAGCCAUCAAGUGUGUCCUCUGUUCUCUCACCUUUGUUAAAGCUGUUAAUCCUGUUUAUUAAUAGGCCACUCAGCCUGAUGCCAUGGCAGUUAUCCACCUGCGUCAGGUGGAUGUAAGAUGCAGGUGCAGGCUGUUUCUGAGGCUUGUUUCAUUACGACAACUGAUUUUGCCACACAAAAGAAAAGAAACUGAACUCCAUUUUGCACUUUUCCCCUUAUUUUUUCCCCCCAGUGGUUAAUUAGGCGUAAUUAUAAAAGAAUUCUGCAGUCUUUUUAUUUCCAGAAAAAAUCAAUUGUUCCUUCUCUGGAAUCUAUUUGUUAUAUCAACCCAUGGGAAAAGCUUUAUUAAAAGCCCUUUUAAAAUCAA
Messenger RNA from Hippoglossus stenolepis (Pacific halibut), 2342 nucleotides. RefSeq names its product retinal outer segment membrane protein 1a (gene rom1a). The transcript has 5 exons. The record is from RefSeq and is a predicted model, not a curated record. The coding region runs from base 248 to 1294 and encodes 348 amino acids. Gene Ontology annotation, cellular component: membrane. NCBI's taxonomy places the organism in Eukaryota, Metazoa, Chordata, Actinopteri, Pleuronectiformes, Pleuronectidae. Gene Ontology annotation, biological process: visual perception.